Molecule: messenger RNA, 726 nt
Organism: Ostertagia ostertagi
Lineage: Eukaryota; Metazoa; Nematoda; Chromadorea; Rhabditida; Trichostrongylidae
Source: the annotation of a GenBank genome assembly
AUGAACACAUUAAGCUCUCUAAUUGUCUUCGUUGAAAAACGCUCGUCUUCGGCAUCUUGCAAGAGCGGUGCUGAGGGAGACACUCCAUUGGUUCGCAAUACUCCAGAGAUCGGAUCGUUUUAUGUAUGGUGCAAGAAAUGCGAUGACAUCCAGCGGGCUAAACUGCGAGUCUAUUGCAACGAGUGCACUUCAUCUGCUGUUCUGGUGAAGAAGGAGCCAUCAUGUUGGAGGGAUGUCCUGAAGAGCCGGCAGAUUGAAGUAAACUGUGCCGACUGUCAUGCCACCUCGUAUGCUGCAUUCUGUUUCAAGUGUAUCAAAUGUAAUGAGGUAGGAGCCGUCCUUUCCCACAUUCGUGGUAACUGGGAACAUGCUGAGUGCAGUGUCUGCUUGGAUGAGCACACUACGUAUCUUUUUGAUUUCGGUUGUCGUCAUAUGGUCUGCCGUCAGUGUUUGUAUGAAUGCUUAGCGUUCGCUCUCAAAGAAGGUCGCUUCGUUUUUCGACCUCCUUUUGGCUACACCAUUACGUGCCCGUAUCCAGGUUGCGAAAGAGUAUUCUGUCCUUACCCGGACUGCAAUUCAUCAUUUUUCUGGGAAACAGAAGAUGAUGACGGGAAGACAUCAUGCCCGGAUUGCCUUCGCCUUUUCUGCAGGCUUUGCAAAUCUGCCCAAUGCGUUUGCGGCAUAGAAGAUCCGACAACAAUCACGAUACAGGCUACGACAAAGUAA